Micropterus dolomieu (smallmouth bass) is the source of this 4389-nucleotide messenger RNA. Its product is annotated as interaptin-like. Gene Ontology annotation, molecular function: actin filament binding. The record is from RefSeq and is a predicted model, not a curated record. Gene Ontology annotation, cellular component: nuclear outer membrane; cytoplasm; meiotic nuclear membrane microtubule tethering complex. The transcript is spliced from 13 exons. NCBI's taxonomy places the organism in Eukaryota, Metazoa, Chordata, Actinopteri, Centrarchiformes, Centrarchidae. Bases 41 to 3478 code for a protein of 1145 amino acids. Gene Ontology annotation, biological process: nuclear migration.
UGAAAGAGAAGUGGUUCAGAAGAGGACCUUCACCCGAUGGAUGAACCUACAUUUAGAAAAGUGUGACCCACCUAUUGAGGUCCAUGACCUUUUCCAGGACAUACAGGAUGGACACAUCCUCAUGGCCCUGCUGGAGGAGCUUUCUGGCUGCAAACUGCUUCAUGGGUUCAAAAAGUCCUCCCAUCGUAUUUUCAGACUCAACAACAUUGCCAAGGUCCUGUCUUUCCUAGAGGAGAGAAAUGUAAAGCUGGUCAGUAUCGAUGCAGCUGAUGUUGCUGACGGAAACUCCUCGAUUAUCCUGGGCCUCAUCUGGAACAUCAUCCUUUUCUUUCAGAUUAAGGAGCUGACCGGGAACAUCAGGAGCCAGUUCCCCUCCUCCUCCAGUCUGUCGUCCAUCCCCACAAGCUCAGACUCUGACACGUCCUACUGCAGCAUGCCGUCAGACGAGAGACAGUCAGCGUCCACGGCCAUGCGAGAACACAGCAAGGCCAUAAAGAAACUGCUGCAGUGGGUACAGAAGCGAACACGCAAGUAUGGUGUGGCAGUGCAGGACUUUGGAAAGAGCUGGACAAGUGGUCUGGCCUUCCUGGCUGUCAUUAAAUCCAUUGACCCCAGCCUGGUAGACAUGAGGAGGGCACUGCUGAGGAACGCCAGGGAGAAUCUGGAGGAUGCCUUCAGGAUAGCCCACUACAGCCUGGGUAUCCCACGCCUACUGGAGCCUGAGGAUGUGACCAUCAACAGACCAGAUGAGCAAUCCAUCAUAACGUAUGUGUCACAGUUCCUAGAGCACUUCCCUGGCAUAGAGGAGCCGGAGGAGCCCUGUCAGCUGAUUGAACGAAGCGUUUCUAUGUGCCGCCUCAACUUCCAUGACAGUGACUCCGACCACAUAAGGAAUGGUGCUCACCGAAGUCGCGUGAGGGAGAGGUCCUACAUGUUCCAGAGAGACAGCGCCAAACCUCCACCGAAAAUCUUAAUUUCUUCUGUGUCAGAGGACAGGAGUGCCAUGUCACCCCCUUUCAGGCCUGCUGCAGCUCGCUUAUGGUCCAGUGAAGACUUCUUAGCAGAUUCCCCCCAUUUGGAAGACAUCUCCAGCAGUGUGGUUGAAGAGCCCAAGAAUCCUUCCAAUGAGGUCUUAACUAAUUCCCCACAACUUUCUAACAUUCACUCGCCCUCUGGUUCAUCAGUGCCAGAGUCUGUUAACACUGAGUCAGUAAUUGGCGACUCUGCAAUCAGCUCACCAGACUCGUGGCUGGAGAGCGAGUUUGGCGUGAUGCCAGAGAAGUUUUGUGAGAGCCGAAGUGACAGUUCUUUGUGUGACAGUGGAACAGCCUGGGAUGUCUACCGUGCCACCCCUGUGGAGGUCACUCUUGAUGAGGGAUUUGUCCCAUCCAUGGAGGAAAGAGCGCCUGAUGAGCAGUUGAUUACUGAGUCGUAUAUCGACGAAGGGAUUUACUCACUGAGCUCACUGGAGACCACUCAGGAAAGAAUGCAAGGGCACUCUGAGAAAAAGGAAACAGAAGUAGUGAAAGAGAAAGAGAACCACCACCAGGACAUGGCACUAGAACAGGUACCUGACCACAGCAAAGCUGGUAUUACAAAAGAAGUACACUCUGAACAGAUGGAUACAAGUGUACUUCAAAAAGACAAAGUACCCAUGGAGCAAGAACCUUCUUUUGAGCUGUGUACUGAUGCAGAAGUACUGGCCAACUCUGGUGUUGAAGAUCUCAUUGCAAUUGAUAAAACUAACCAGUCCCAACGACCACCCCCUGACCAUUCUGAAGAUCUCAUGAAGCAAACCAGUGCUGUAGAGAAUACUUACGGACAACAGAAAUGUUUAAAGAAAGCUGUGGACUUCGUUGGGGAUUUACUGGACCAUGAAGGGCAGACAAACAGUCAUACUGGAAGUCAGAAUGAGAGCAAUAACUCUGAGGAGGUUGAAGUGGAAUGUAAAUGUCAGCAAACAGAUUCUCGUUCAGGGCAGACAAGUGGGGAGUCAGGGAUUUUAAAGGAAAGGGAUGAAGGGAAUGAAGAAAUACAAGAUGAAGCAAGUGAAGGAGGUCUAAGAGACUACCUAGAUCCUCAAGAAAGCUUUAGUUUAGAGACUUGUGAUGCUUGUGAUGCAAACACAAAUCCAGCCAACCAAGACAGAGCUUCAAAAACAAGCCUGGGCUCAAGCAUGGAUAUAAAUAUCCCUCUGAUCUCUAUUUCCAGUGAGCCAGAAGAGCAAGACAAAGAGGAACUAUGUGACCCAGAAAGACCGGAUCGUGCUGAGUGUGAUGAGGUACAUCAGGUAGAGGCAACUGGAAGGAUGGGAACUUACAGACCUCAAAAUCCAGAUGAACUGAGUUGUGACUCUAAUGACAGGGAUAUAGAAAGUGGGCAUUUGGAUGAAACAGAUGAACAUGACAUCAUCGGAUCCUCACUUACACACAUAUGUGGGCCAGACAUAAUAAAUAACACGGAAAUAGUUGAAACCUCACAGGAAUACGAGGCUCCUCGCUAUGACUUUCAGACAGGUAACACUCAGAAGGACUUGGUAGCUCAGACAUCUUCUACAGGUGCACAAUCUCAACCUGUGAAUACUGAACAGGAAAUCGAUCCAACUGAUCAACCCGAUGGACACAAGGACAAAGUGGCUGACACCUUUUCUGACAAUGGGACAGCUACCACACAGGAGAACACAAUGGAUCCAGUCAACUUGAAACCAAGUUUUAUUUCAUGUUGUGAAUCAGGUAGUGUGUCCAGAGACAAAGACAUGUUUUAUAUAGACUUUGAUCAAAAUCUUCCCACAGAUGAUGUAAUUGGUGACCCUAUUGAACCCAUGGAUCUGUUCUACCCUGACAAAGAGGAGUCCAUGUUUACAGAGCUACCUGACACUGAAAUGCAGAGUUGGCCUUCUGUUUUGAGUGUCUCUGCUCUCCAGCCGGCGCCAGCUUCAGUGACUUCGCCAGACGAGAAAGCACUCAACCUGCAGGGUGAAGACCUCAGGAAUGGAGUGGAUCCGAUACGAGAAAAUAACACGGUGAUCACAAAGACCAACAAGGAAACUGACAAAACAUCUGAAUCCCUGGAACACAGUUUGUUGCUUGGGGAGAAGAUAGGAGGACUCUGGGGUGGUGAUGUUUCAGCAAAUGGCCCUGAUCUCUGUGAGACUGAGCAACAGAGCUCAGGCUCUGCCAGGGAAAACACAGAGCCUGUGAGCAGAGACACUAAAAGUUCCAGCAGACAAGAUGAAAGUCAGAUCCCUCCAGUUCUCCGUCACAGAAAGGGGGCUUGCUUCACUGAGUCCAUGGGCAGUCAGACAGCCGUGCCUGCAGCCACCAGAAAAGCCGACAACGGUGACGCUGAUUUUUGGUGGAGUGAGAGCUGGGAGCUACAUCUGUUGCUGCUGCUGUGGCUGCUUCUCUACUGUUUCUGGCUGCUGCCACAGAUGGACCUGAAGUCACUACCCAGCCUGCUGCUGAACCUCAACCACUGAAUACACCCAGGUCUUCAGCAGUGUCGACUGGCACUGAGGAUCCCUCCAUGUUGUUGAGAGUUUGUGAGAAGUGGGCUGCGUGCAGACGCACAGGGAGGGGCGGGACUGAGCGAUGACGGAGGGAGAGAGGAGCAAACACUGGCAGGACUUUAUGGAAACACAUUAAUUAACUCAGCAUCAAACUAUAUUGGCAUAGACUAGAUUGUCUAAUUUUAUAUCUCAAUAUAACAUUUACCAAAGCCACUCUGACUUGCCACUAUGACACCACUUACCAAAAUACAUGUAGUCACUAUAAUAAAAUGAUGAAAACAAAAAAUAAUCGGAUUCAUUAUUUGUUCCCAAACAGGAUUACGUUGCAGCCCUGUUUCCCUGCUUGCUCUCGUGGUUGCCUAAUACUGAACCAACCAAAAUGUUGUCCUGAUUAAAUACAAAAUAAGGUCCCAGGUUGCAAAAUACUAUAGUACCCUAGUACCAGAUUUACCUUUGGAUUAUAGAAAUGUCUUUCUUCAUACUGUGGAUAAUGCUAGCCACCCACAACUGCUUAACAUACUGUGCACUGAACUGAAGUGUUAUCAUGCACAGAUGAUUUUAGUCCCAAUUUUCCCAUGAUACACUGGGUAAGGUCACCAGCUGACCAGAGUCCAAAAAUACUGUGCUGACCUUCAGAGUUUGGGAUAGGAGGAGAGGUAGGGCAGUUUAAGGUCUUAAAAAGGAUACAGUAGAUUGUGUGAUUGUGUGUGUGUUUGUGUCUCCAGUGACCAUGGCCACAGCACCAUACCAGCCACCCCCACCCCAACACCAACACCACCACCACAACACUGAAAGGACUGACCUAGUAAAAGCCUAUUAGCUUUUGUAUUCUGUUUCAACAGCACCAGUCAAGUGCAAUAAAUGACAUGUUUUUGACCCUU